Molecule: messenger RNA, 470 nt
Organism: Chelmon rostratus (copperband butterflyfish)
Lineage: Eukaryota; Metazoa; Chordata; Actinopteri; Chaetodontiformes; Chaetodontidae
Product: growth arrest and DNA damage-inducible protein GADD45 gamma-like
Exons: 3
Coding region: 1-423 (140 amino acids)
Biological process (GO): regulation of cell cycle
Cellular component (GO): cytoplasm; nucleus
Source: RefSeq, a predicted model, not a curated record
AUGCAGUCUCCUGGAAAAUCUCUGAAAGAAGCUCUGGUCUGUGCUCAGACUGAGGAUCGACUCACUGUUGGAGUCUACGAGAGCGCUAAAAUUAUGACUGAAGACCCGGACAGUGUGUCUUUCUGCGUCCUGGCCAUGGACGAGGAGUUCGAGUGUGACAUCGCUCUGCAGAUCCACUUCACCCUCAUCCAGUCCUUCUGCUUUGACAACGACAUCAGCAUCGUCAGAGUGAGCGACAUGCAGCGUCUGGCUGAGAUUGUUGGCGACAAGACAGAGCAGCUUGAAGACGCCCACUGCGUCCUCAUCACGAACCCAGCUGACGGGUCUUGGGAGGACCCUGCUCUGGAGAAGCUGCACCUGUUUUGUGAGGAGAGCCGCCGUCUGAACGACUGGGUUCCUGAGAUCAGCCUCCCCGAGCGCUGAUCCGGGACUCGGCUCCUCUCUUGCUCAGAUGCUGUGAAGCUUCUUAU